Molecule: messenger RNA, 1302 nt
Organism: Dendrobium catenatum
Lineage: Eukaryota; Viridiplantae; Streptophyta; Magnoliopsida; Asparagales; Orchidaceae
Exons: 6
Coding region: 166-1020 (284 amino acids)
Molecular function (GO): S-adenosylmethionine-dependent methyltransferase activity
Source: RefSeq, a predicted model, not a curated record
AGCAACGGAGAACAAGAAGACAAGCUGAUGAUAUGGCUGGUUAAGAUUUCCUCUUGGCCUUCUCUCUUCUCUUUCUACCUUUCUUUUUCUCUCACUGCCGCUAAAAGGAGUGAAAAAGCAAAAGAGUAUAUUCAAAUCAAAGUGGUGGUUUGAAAAAGGUGAGCGAUGGGUUUUCCUUCGCUGGGGUUUGCGCUGCCCUCCCCGAAGACGCCUCUCUCCUCUACUUCUCACUCCUCCGUCGGUCCACGAGGCACAUCUCAAAGCCGUAGUUCCAUCUAUCAAUCAACUGAUUCCUUUUGCUGUAGAAGAUGGUCCCUUGGCAGAACUCGUCCAUCCAGCAGAUUUCUAUCCUUGAGUCCGUUGCUGUCUUGUGGAUUUAUGAGAAAACAAGAAGACACAAGCUCAUUGGAAAAUGAAGGUCACAAUGACCUAUUUAUGUUUGGGUCUGAUGAGGUGGUUGGCCCCCAAGUUCCUACACAAGCUCAAUCAGUUGUUGAAGGUUCAGGCACAGUGGUUGUAUCAGAAUACAAGCCAAUUCCUGAUAUUGAUUAUUUACAGGAAUUAUUGGCCAUCCAGCAGCAAGGACCCAGAGCAAUUGGCUUCUUUGGGACACGGAAUAUGGGAUUCAUGCAUCAGCAGCUUAUUGAGAUUCUAAGUUAUGCUAUGGUGAUCACGAAAAACCAUAUCUACACGUCUGGAGCAUCAGGGACUAAUGCAGCUGUUAUAAGAGGCGCUCUGAGAGCAGAAAAACCAGAGCUGCUUACUGUUAUACUACCACAGUCUCUCAAGAAGCAACCUCCAGAGAGCCAGGAAUUGCUGGCGAAGGUCAAAAACUUGUUUGAAAAGCCCGAGAAUGAUCAUCUGCCAUUACUCGAAGCUAGCAGGUUGUGCAAUAAUGACAUCCUCUCACAUGUACAGCAAGUUAUAUGCUUUGCAUUUCAUGAUAGUAAAUUGCUCAUGGAGACUUGCCAGGAAGCAAAGAACCUCAGAAAAAUCGUUACUCUAUUCUACUUGGAUUGACUGCUACAUUCAGAAGCAUCAAAAGCUUCGUCAUUUUUGGUUACAGGUUCUUUUCAUCCCUGCUGUUUUCUUAUUUUCAUUCAACAUCUUUAUCAAAAAGAGAUGUUCUUCCUGCAAUGUAGUUCUAUUUUAUUGCUUGAUUCUUGAAUAAGGUAGUGUAAGGACGAGAAUUCUUAGUAUUUAUGGAAUUGUUUUUUCUUCAAAGAACUGUGCACAGUGUAUUUAUGGAAUUGUUUUAUUUAUUUAUUUCUUAGGAAGUAGUAGGACAUAAUUUAGUGUAUC